Molecule: messenger RNA, 624 nt
Organism: Prorocentrum cordatum
Lineage: Eukaryota; Dinophyceae; Prorocentrales; Prorocentraceae
Source: the annotation of a GenBank genome assembly
AUGGCUCAGAAGGUGUCUUGGCUCAAGCCAGCCGCCCUCUUGCUGGCUGGCGUGUCUGGCCAGUCUCCAGUGGGCAAGGUUAUCGAGCUCUUGUCUGGCCUGGAGGCUCAGAUCCAGAAGGAGGCCGAGGAAGCUGCGAAGCUCAACAGCGAGAAGGAGGGAUGGUGCAAGGACACGGCUACCCAGCUUGGCUUUGAGAUCAGGACCGGCUCCAGCGACGUGGACAAGCUCACUGCCGCCAUCGGCAAGGAGGCGGCGUCGAUCAGUGCGCUGGCCAGCAAGGUCGACGAGCUCGCGGCCGCGAUCGCCAAGGACCGCGAGAUAGAAGCUAUUCAGGACGACGCGGACCUCGCCGCGGCCGCCAAGAUUCGUGGCGAGGAGGCGUCCGACUUCGCCCAGGAGGAGAAGGAGCUCACGGAGACCCUGUCCGCUAUCCAGAGGGCGAUCGGCAUCCUCGAGAGGGAGAUGGCCAAGGGCGGCGGGGCCGCCCUCGUCCAGGUCCAGUCCGCUGGCUCCGUGGUCCAGGCGCUGCAGGCCCUGGUGAAGGCGUCCGCCUUCAGCGCCGAGGACGCGGCCGCCCUCACGUCGUUCGCCGAGACGGUCCGGGAGCCUCGUGAGUUCUGA